AUGGAAUUCAAUUCGCCUCGCCCAGAACACGCUCAAUUGCAGGGCCCUGGCACAGUCGUGCACCCUAAGGGCACCUCAGCCAUACUAUCAACUUUAAACAACAGAAUCCUGGCCUCCAGCACAAAUAGGAACUCUACAGAUACCACUGCUGGCACCAACUCCAACAACAACGGCAGCAAUAUCGAUAUUAUUAACACCUCUGUGGAUCAUGCAAAUACUAAUCGCACCGGUAACAAUGGCAACCAAAAUAAAAAUAAUAACCAUCUCCCAGAAAACACAGCGUCACGUGACGUGAUACUAGGCGAUGGAUUCACACUGGUUGCCCCAAGGCCCGUUAACGGACGCGAUGCAUCCCUGUACGAACCAAUUGACGAGUACCUGAUCCCAUCUCCACCGCUAUCUCCUAUGGAAGGCGAUGCACAGACCUACACACAACAUGUUCCACGCUGCUCUUCUACGAAUGACGGGUCCAUCGUUGGCAGAAGCACCGAUGUAGAACAGGCUGUCACAGAAGAUCAACCUAGAACCAUCGCUAUUAAAGACAAUAAGAACAAUAACGGUAUAGUGGUAAAAGGUGUAUGGGAUAACUACGCCAGUAACGGAGGUUCUAAGAGAUACCAGUUGCACAUCAAUGCUUUUUUGUCUCAAUACAAGGUAUUGAAGCCAAUGUUCUCGAGAUCGAACAGAUCCGGAUCUUCCGGCUCUGCCAGUACACGCUACACCAGAAGGACAAGAACAUCGAACAAAACAUACGCUUCCAAUUCAGACUUUGAAAAGGUGUAUAGAACUAGACGCGCCACUAGUGGAACUGCAAGUGCCAAACAAGGCGAGUCUUCCGACGAGUCUCCAGCUGUUCCAUAUGUGUCCAGGUCGGUUACCCCAGUUCCAAGAAAAAAGGUUGUGCAGCAUCAUCCAUCUCCAUUAUCGCACUCCUCAAUAUCGCAUCACCAUCCUACUAAUCACCAUCAUCACACUGUAAGCAUGUCAUGGGAAAAAUUGCCAGACUAUUCACCACCUUUGGAUACUCUUCCAAACAACAAUAAAUGUUUGAAGGUUGAUUGGAAGGGUUCCUCUAUGGACCUAUCAAAUGACCCAUUAAAACACAAACUACAUCCUGCUGAAUUGGUACUGGCCCAGAUUCUUCGGCUUCCUUGUGAUCUAUACUUGGACUCGAAGAGGAGAUUUUUCAUGGAAAAGGUUCAUCGUUUGAAACAAGGCAUGCCUUUUAGAAGAACAGACGCUCAGAAGGCUUGCAGAAUCGAUGUUAACAAAGCUUCUAGGCUAUUUGCCGCUUACGAAAAGAUUGGUUGGCUACAGGAUUCGCAUUUCAAGAAAUUUUUGUAA
Molecule: messenger RNA, 1344 nt
Organism: Kluyveromyces marxianus DMKU3-1042
Lineage: Eukaryota; Fungi; Ascomycota; Saccharomycetes; Saccharomycetales; Saccharomycetaceae
Exons: 1
Coding region: 1-1344 (447 amino acids)
Biological process (GO): regulation of transcription by RNA polymerase II; chromatin remodeling
Cellular component (GO): SAGA-type complex; nucleus
Molecular function (GO): chromatin binding; protein binding; transcription coactivator activity
Source: RefSeq, a predicted model, not a curated record